Gadus morhua (Atlantic cod) is the source of this 1621-nucleotide messenger RNA. RefSeq names its product protein C (inactivator of coagulation factors Va and VIIIa), a (gene proca). The transcript has 9 exons. Gene Ontology annotation, cellular component: extracellular region. Lineage: Eukaryota; Metazoa; Chordata; Actinopteri; Gadiformes; Gadidae. Gene Ontology annotation, biological process: blood coagulation; proteolysis. The record is from RefSeq and is a predicted model, not a curated record. Gene Ontology annotation, molecular function: serine-type endopeptidase activity; calcium ion binding. Bases 139 to 1473 code for a protein of 444 amino acids.
GCGGUGGGACACUUGAGGGUUAAAGCUAACAGUCAACCGUGAGUAAAAAUAAACGCAGAAGGGCAACACUGCAGAGAUCUCCAUUGGCGGACACUCUCCUCGUCUCCGCGUCCUAUUGGCUAGCUGGUGAUUGAUGUCAUGGCCAGACUCCUCCUCUGUGUGUCAGUGGCCAUAGCGCUCUGCUCCACAUCCGCGGUCUGCAUGUCAGUGUUCUCCAGUGGCCCUGAAGCCCACACGGUUCUGCGGUCCAAGAGGGCCAACAGCUGGCUGGAGGAGCUGAAGCCGGCCAAUAAGGAGCGGGAGUGCAUUGAGGAGCGCUGUGACUUCGAGGAGGCCCGGGAGAUCUUCGGGACCAAGGAGGCCACGUUGGAGUUCUGGACCGUUUACACAGAUGGAAACCAGUGUAUCCCCAACCAGUGUGUGAACGGCUCCUGCGUAGACCUGUACCAGGCGUUUGCAUGCCACUGCAACCCGGACUACGAGGGCAAGUACUGCGACCAGCCCCGGGCGGCCACCAGCUGCUCGCUGGAAAACGGCAAGUGUGACCACGAGUGCACGGAGAGCGCAGACGGCCUGAGUCGCACCUGCAGCUGUCUUGGCGGGUACCGUCUCCACGACAACGGCAAAAGCUGCGAACCCAUAAGCAGGGCGUCCUGCGGUCAGCUGCUACUCAGCAGGUCCUCCUACAGCGGGCCCAUGGUCGGCCUCACCCCCUGGGUGACCGGGGGGGAGGUGGGCAAGAAGGGAGAGAGCCCCUGGCAGGCAAUGCUGCUCAACCACGCAGGAAAGUUCCACUGUGGCGGGGUUCUGAUAGACGAGAACUGGGUCCUGACCGCAGCCCACUGCCUCAGCAAGAGCACGCGCUUCAAAGUCCGCCUCGGCGACUACGAGCGCUACACCCUGGAGGGCACGGAGGAGACCCUGGCGGUGACCCGCGCCUUCAAGCACCCCGCCUACUACAACCGCCACAUGGUGGACCACGACAUCGCCCUGCUGCGGCUGGAGCGUCCCGCCCAGCUGUCCAUCUGGAUCGUCCCCGCCUGCCUGCCGCCGCGACCCAUGGCCGAGCGCGUGCUCCACCUCAACGGCACGGUCACCGUGGUGACGGGCUGGGGCAAGGAGCAACCGGACGACCCCGAGGCGGCUCCCGUGGUCUACAGCUCGGCGCUGAACGUGAUCCAGGUGCCGCUGGUGGAGCGCGCAGAGUGCCAGAGACACAUGGACUUCAACGUGUCGGAGAACAUGCUGUGCGCCGGCGUGCUGGGCAGCCCCAUGGACGCGUGCGAGGGCGACAGCGGGGGGCCCAUGGUGACGCUGUACCGGGACACCUGGUUCCUGCUGGGCCUGGUGUCCUGGGGGGAGGGGUGCGGCCGCCUCAACAAGCUGGGCGUCUACACCAAGGUGGCCAACUACAACGAGUGGAUCGACGAAGUGCGCCAGGAAUGGGACAGGACGCACGGGCAGCACGGCUGAUCCCUGCUCGGGCGGGGGGGAAGGGGAAGGGGAAGGGGAAGGGGGGGGCCUCUCGUGGGUCCCCCGCCAUAAGAAAAGCCUUCCUCCGCCAUAAUAAAAGGGGGAGAUGUUGCACAGAUUUGAUGAAUAAAAACUGAUUUCUCUGAGA